Molecule: messenger RNA, 8321 nt
Organism: Haplochromis burtoni (Burton's mouthbrooder)
Lineage: Eukaryota; Metazoa; Chordata; Actinopteri; Cichliformes; Cichlidae
Gene: fndc3ba
Product: fibronectin type III domain containing 3Ba
Exons: 27
Coding region: 428-4042 (1204 amino acids)
Molecular function (GO): protein binding
Source: RefSeq, a predicted model, not a curated record
CCUUUUACAGUUUUUAAGCAGCAUUCCCCACAAAGUGGGGGAAUCGAGGCAACUGGAGUGGAUGUUGAAAAAGUUUUAGAAGUGCGUGUGUCUGUGUGUGAGUUUGGAGAGCUGAGCGCUGACGCCGGCAGUCUGGGCCACUUGGCCAACGCAAAGGAAAAAGGAAAAUUGCUUUGCCACUGCGGAGGAGGGUGAAACGAAACUUUUUUUUGUUGCUCAAAAAUUCCUUUUAUUUUGAAACAAUAAGGAAAAGCAAAGCAGAGGGGAUAGUCGUGCUAAUUCAUCACACUAGUCGCGUGAAUGUGUCGGACUGUGCGUUUUGGAGUCUGCUCUUUGUGGUCCCGAUUUCUCAGCUUUCACCAAAGAAUGUGUUUUUGUCUCCGAGGACUUCAGAUGGAGUAGGGCAGUUCAGUCAAUUUCUCCAUGAAUGUACGUCACAAUGAUGAUGACAGACCAGAUUCCGCUGGACUUGGCUCCGCCCCCCCUCCUGAACGGGGAGGUCCCUCUCAUGCCUCACAUGGUUAACGGCGAUGCGACACAGCAGGUAAUCCUGGUGCAGGUGAACCCGGGGGAGACGUUUACCAUCCGGGCAGAGGACGGCUCACUGCAAUGCAUCCAGGGUCCUGCUGAGGUUCCCAUGAUGUCCCCAAAUGGGUCGAUCCCUCCCAUCCACGUCCCCCCAGGCUACAUCUCACAGGUGCUGGAAGAUACCACAGGGGUCCGCCGAGUGGUUGUGACCCCCCAGUCUCCGGAGUGCUACCCUCCCUCCUACUCUCCAGCUCUCUCCCCCACACAUCACCUGCCGCCAUACCUGCCUCACCCUCACUUCAUCCCCAACUCUCACUCUUUCUAUCCUCCCGUCAGCCCCGGGGAGCUGCCUCCCCAUCAGUACUACCAACACCACCUUCCCCCCAUGUACGGCGAUCCAGAAAUCAUCCCAGUUUAUGGGAUGUCAAACUUCAUAGGGAGGGAGGAUACAUACAGUAAGCCACAACCUAAAAAGUUAAAGGAACCGAGACAGAAUCGAGUCAAUUCUCCUCCCUCUACUCCCUAUAAGGGCAGCCUUGGGCCAGCACACAAUGGAUACAGCAACAAAUCACACGGCCCAACGCUCGGGUCAGCGGGGUCUGGUGGUGGAGUUGGCAGUCCAGGAGGGAAGAAGCCAGAGAGACGGCUCCGCAGCAGUCCGCGAAACAGUGAACCAGACACACACACACAAGAUCAUGAUUCAGAGGGGAAGCGUGUUCAAGACAUGCUGUCUGCAAUCGAAAAACCACAGGUUUCCAAUAUUCAGGCACGGACUGCACGGCUGUCCUGGGCCCCCCCAGCAGGGCUGGUGAACAGGCAUAGUAACGGGAUACCUGUGUCUUGCUCCUAUGAGGUAUCUCUCUCAGAUAAGGGAAGAGAUGGGAAAUAUCGCCUCAUAUACAGUGGUGAAGAAUUGGAGUAUCAUCUGAAAGAUCUCAGGCCAGCUACAGACUACCACGUACGGGUGUCGGCAAUGUACAAUUUGGUUCGAGGCUCGUGUUCAGAGGCCGGCUCGUUUACCACAGAAUCCGCGGUCCCUGAUGUCCCGUCACCACCAAAACUCACAAAUCGUGCCAAGACCAGCCUCACCCUACAGUGGAAGCCCCCGGGUGACAACGGAUCCAAAAUUACAAACUACCUGCUCGAGUGGGAUGAGGGAAAGAAGAACCGCGUUUUCAGAGAAUGUUACUUUGGGAACCAGAGGCACCAUAAGGUCACACGACUCUACCCCGCCUGUGACUACACAUUCAAGUUGGCUGCACACAACGACAUAGGCAGAAGUGGCUUCAGUUCAGAGGUGGUGUAUAUCACCAUGGGCACCCUGCCUGCUCUGCCUCUGGCACCACGGCUUGUCAGGGCAGGGGUGUCCUGGGUGACCCUGGAGUGGGGGCGUCCUGAGGGCAGUCCCAAUGUGGAGCAGCUCAAAUACACACUUGAGAUCCAGGAGGACAACAGCGGAACAGACUUUCAUCCAAAGUACACUGGAGAAAACUUGAGCUGUACUGUACAAGGCCUGAAGAGGAGUACACAGUAUAAAUUCAGGCUCAUAGCAUCAAACAUGGAGGGAAAGAGCAGUCCAAGUGAAGUUUUGGUUUGCACCACCAAUCCAGACAAACCGGGCCCUCCAUCUGCACCCUGUGUCACAGAGGCAACACCCUAUGGAUUUACUGUCACAUGGGAUCCUCCAAUGGACAAUGGGGGAUCUGAAGCUCUUACGUACCUGCUUGAGAUCUCAGAGGGAUGUUCUGAAGCAAACCAAUGGGAAGUAGCGUACAGUGGUCCGGCAACACAGUGUGUGUGUGAGCGACUGAGACCAGGGACCGUUUAUCACCUACGUGUGUGUAGUAUCACCACCGGAGGACACAGCCCAUGCACUGGUAGUGUUCCAGUCCGUACAUUAAGUGUCCCACCAGGGCCCUGCCAGCCGCCAAGGAUUGUCGGUAAAGCCAAACACAAGGAGGUGCAGUUAGAAUGGGACUCCCCUGAGGGAGUGUGUGAGGAGUGUGUGUACAGUCUGGAGAUGAGUGAGGGAGACGCCAAGCCAACGGAGGUGUAUCAUGGCUCGGAGCUACAGUGCACUGUCGCUAGUUUGCUUCCUGGUGCAACAUAUAGCUUCAGACUGAGGGCUGCCAAUGAGGCUGGGUACGGACCAUACUCUGAGCCUACAGAGGUGACGACUGCAGCGGGUCCUCCUGCGCAGUGUGGAGUUCCCAUAAUCACACUCACCAGUAACACCUGUGUAACACUCAACUGGGAGAGCCCUGAGGGUUCGGGUACAGACAUCUCUGAAUAUCGUUUGGAGUGGGCGAGGGAAGAUGAACCCAUGGAGCUCAUCUACUGCGGAUCUGCCACGCAGUGUGAACUGUCAGAUUUGACACCUGCCACAAAUUACUGCUGCAGGCUACAGGCGGUCAAUCAGGCAGGUGCUGGUCCAUAUAGUGAGCAGAGCAGUUUCCAGACCCCAGCUACAAAUCCUGACCAGGUAUCAUCCCUUACCCCCCUGGAUCUCCCGACCUCCUCAGAGACAGGCCACUCCCCGUCUACCUGCCUCCACCUGAAGUGGGAGGAGCCAAACUGUAACGGGGCCGAGAUUACCUCCUACGUCAUCACCCUGGACGACCAAACCAUCACUGUGGAUUCACGGACAACUCACCUUGUCACAGGCCUGCAGCCAGACAGUGAAUACAGUGUGCAGAUCCAGGCAGUGAAUGCCAUUGGCUCCAGUCCCAACAGUUUACCACUGAUCGUGAGGACACGCCCUCUCCCACCACCGCCGCCCCCACUCGAAUGCUCAGCGGCUGGCCCUCAAAGCCUGAAGCUCAAGUGGGGCGAAAACACCAGCCACACACGUGCUCUGCUUGCUGAUGACAUGGUCUACACACUACAGAUGGAGGACAAGAACCACAGGUUUGUGACAAUCUACCGUGGUCCCAGCCACACCUACAAGGUUCAGCGAUUGACCGAGUCCAGCAGCUACAGCUUCAGAAUACAGGCCAUCAGUGAUGCUGGGGAGGGUCCUUUUUCUGACACGCAUACGUUCUGCACCACCAAGUCUAUACCCCCUGUCCUGAAAGCUCCCAGAGUGCACCAGCUGGAGGGGAACAUGUGUGAGAUAACAUGGGAAACUAUUCCACCAAUGAGGGGGGACCCUGUGAGCUAUGUGCUCCAGGUGCUGGUGGGACGUGAGUCAGAAUACAAACAGGUUUUCAAGGGAGAGGAGGGUGUGUUUCAAAUCUCCGGUCUCCAGAGCAACACAGACUACCGUUUCCGUGUGGGUGCCUGCCGCCGUUGCCAGGAUACGUGCCAGGAGCUGUGUGGACCACUGAGCCCUUCCUCUUUGUUCACGCUGCGUCGCCAGGAGGCAGCAUCAUCAGGAGAGCAGUGUGCCGUGGAAGCAGGCAAAGGAGCGGGCCUGAUCUCGAGCGACGAGCGCUUUGCGGCGCUGAUUGUGUGUGUGUUUGCAGGCUUCUCCAUCCUCAUGGCCUGCUUGCUACAGUACUUCUUCAUGAAGUGAGGGAAUUUUUAAUUAUAGGAUAGAAAGAGAAAGCAAAAUCGCAGAAAAAAAAACUUUAAAAAACAUCUAUGAAAGAACCGAAUGAAAUCAAAACAAACACUUGAGAUGUACAUUCAACGCUAUCUAUGAUUUUUUUUGGGUUAUUUUUUGAUUCAGGCUUUUCCCACCUUGUUCCUGUUGUCUUUUGCCUUCACUCACUUUGGACUUUUUCCCUCUCCGUCUCUGUUGUCUUCAUACCAUUGUCCGUCUCAUUUGUUAAGGAUUUCUGUCGAGGGAAGCCUUGUCUGAGCUGUACCUCGUUUGGGAAAGAAAGCUGAUAAUCAAGCCUUAAAAUAGCUGUGAGCAAAACAGUUGCUCUCCAGACUGACUUGCAUGUUUUUAUUUUGUAUCUUUUUAAAACAUAUUCACUUAGAGAACAUAUAUUUCUUGAUGGUCAUUGCCUUACUUUUUUGGUUUAUUUUUCAGUGUUUAAUUUGCAUUUUUUUUGCUGUAGUCUUUAUUCAUUCAGCCAUAUUCCAGUGUAGGCCUUCAAAGCUUUAGUUGUUCUUACUUACCCAGUUUGUUACAACUCUACAGGCUGUCAGACAUUUCACGCAAUCUGCACCCGUUCUCACAUGCAGACUGACAAAUACCCAGUGCACAGACAAAGGUGCAGACUUACAUGCAUAACCUUGCACACAUAUCCAAUUACACUCAUGCAAUGACAAUGAGAAAGACAUUUCAUCCUAAGAAGUAAAUCACAUAUCUGCUUAGCUUUUUACAUUCACUCAUUCACUCUUUCAGCUACCAAAGUGAUGCAAUCCAUGUAUGGUUUAAGAUGCUGCUAUCCUUUGAUUUUAUUAUAUCUACAAAAGAAUGGAAAACCAGUAAUCUAAUAUAUGAACUCUAUAUAUAGAUAUGUAUAUUAUAGCAAAUACUAUGAUGCUAUAAAUUGAUGUAAUAUAAGUGAUGGCAAUGUAAGGUCUGAAGUACAGUGUAAAAGGGGGAAUAGUGGACUCUAGGUGCUCAUAGACGGCAGCUCUGAGGUCAGCUCAGCAGCUUGCACAUUUAGUUGAAGGAGCCCUUAAACACUUGUCUUGGUUCAGAAUAUGAGCCCUUGAAGGUAUUGGUUUGUGAGGCUUAAACUGGCUUUGGGGAGCCGGGCUGUGGUUGUGAUCGGCUGCAGCAGACAAGGAAAGGGCUGGGCUGAGCAUAUUUUGGGCCAUUGGUCAGUUCUUCUUUAAUCUACCAUCUCAAAUACCAUUGCUCCAGCCUAUUUAUCUGUAGCUUUACUAGCGAUAUGUACGUAGCUCCACUGACCCAGAGGUGCUAACAGUCUGCCAGCUAACCGGCCUUCUCAGAGCUGUAUGGGUGUUAACUAGGAAAGCCAUUAGGAGUUAGCUUGUGCUUUAGUCCCCACUAAGAAUUAGCCAGCCAGAGCAAUGCUAAAGCUGUUUCUCCUUCCGGCUAGCCUGUCAAUUGAUGCAUUUAAAGUCUAUUCUCCUCUUUUCUCAUUUCCCACCCGUGAUUAUCUGUAAUUACCCUUUUUGCUCUGGCCACUUUUCUCUUGCUUUCGAUCCAUCCCAUCUGUCUGCCCAUGCACUACUCUCACUUUCCCUCUCUUCUCUCUCGCUCUCUCUAUUAAAAGGUGCUUUAUUGAUAUGUAAUCAGAGCAGUAGCAAGUCUGUGGUCUCUCCUCAGACGGACAUGUUCUCUGAGGACUUGAACUAAUGUUCACUAACCAAACAAGCCUUUGACAGGACACAACUCAUCAGAACAGGGCAUUCUAACACACAUAACAGCCCCUCACCUCCCACCCAAGUCCCCAAAACCCUUUUUAACCCCAACCCGAAGCAACAAAGCCAAGGUACAACCCAAUACAUGCCCCGAUAAUCCAAAGAAGUCACCCUGACCUGCGUAAUUAAUGUGUGACAUGUUUGUCGGAUGGGGUGCAGGGAGUAAAAGGGAUUGGAUGGGAGACGGAGGUAAUGAUUAGCUCUGAUUGGCAGCCUGUAAUGUACCUCAGGGAUAAGGCCUCACAGAGGGGAGAUCUAAUCUUGUCAUCCCUAUUGCUGUCAUCAUGAUAAUUUAUCAUUUUAGCUUCUUUUCUUCUUUUUUUCUCUCUUCCUUCCCUUUGUUCUCUCAUUUUUGAUGCUGUAUCUUGUGCUCUGUCUGUGCUGUGCCUUGCUCCUGUAUGUGUCAGUAAGUAAAGUGGUUUACUAGCUUAAAAAACCUUUGCCAAAGUUGGUGGGAAAGUAAAGGUAGAGUUCUUUUCUAGGUUUUAUUUAUACUAUAUAUUUGCAUACAGUACUUUACAUGCCAAUUACAGUGCAAUCUUCAUUUAUUUAUUGUUAAAAGAUUAAGAGACAAGUGUAGUUAUAUACUAAUUUUUUCUUGUAGCAUGUUUUUUUUUUCUUUUGUUUUAAUGGAUGUAUGUUAGAUUGUAUGAUUAAGGCCAGCAUUCCUUAUCUCAGUAACCCUUUAAGUAUUUUUCUUACAGCUGUUGGGAACCUGUAGCUCAUCAGUCCAUGAAUUGCAGUUAUCAUUGCCGUUUCAAACAUUUAACCAAAUUGCCUAUGUAUUUUUAUUUUAUUUUAUUUUAUUUUUUACAUUUCCUGUUUUGGCUGUGCACAGGCAAGCAGUUCUUGAAACGCUUAGAGAAACAUGUAGCAAGCCAGGUCUUAUGGUCAAUUCAAGUCAUCUGUUUUGGGAUAAACGUUGCUGCCUUUGGCUUUUGUUCUGAUUAGUGUUAUAAUGAAGCUUCUGAUAUCUAUUUUUACUGUUUUAAUGCCAAAGUGCAAACUUUUUAUGUCCACUAGUUGUUGCGUUUUGAAUCGUCUAAAGGGUUCUGAGAUGUUCUUCUGCAGCGACACAGCAUUACGACUAUUAUCAUUAUUCUUUCUAAAGGAAAAAAAAAACAUUAACUUGAUCUGUGAUAUUUCUUCUUUUCAUAUUAUCUUUUAUUGUUUUGUUUUGUAAAGCAAAAUGUGCCAUUAUGAAAUGUGUAGCCCCUUUCGGUGGAGUUUUUUUUCCCGUUUUUUAAUUUUUACACAACCUGAUUUCACACUGAAAGGUAAAGAAAGCAAAAACAAUCAUACAAUGGUUUCCGGCAGAUGAUGAAAAUAAUAAUAUUGAUAAAUCCUUUUUCAGGCUUGUGCUGGUAUAACAGUAGUGAGCUUUUUUGUGUCCGUACAUUGCUAAGAGAUGAUAUACAGAGAUAUCUAUAGAGCUAUAGAAGAAGAGGGUAAAUUCAUUAUGACUAACAGAGUUGAAGCACUUUUUUAUGCCAAGCAUUAGGCUUGAUGAGGUAAAUAUGAGCGAUAGGAAACGCGAUCCUUUGCUCUAUUCCAAACUCUACUGCCAACACUGUCUGUUACUUUUAUUGGCAUUAUUCUGUUAUUGGCAUCACUGUGACAUUGGCAUUACUGGGGCGCUCUCUGCAGAAUGCACAGUACAGCCACAAAGAAAGGAAAGUUUAUAGGGAGUAUGGUGCCUUUGUCUGAUGUGUUCAUCUUGUGUCUGCCUGUUGCAUUGUAAUUGACAGGUGACUUGUGAGGUGUCCUUUCCUUAAACUCCUGAUGUUAUGUUGCCCAACACUACCCCCUUUUAAGCCUUAAUUCCCCAGUGGAAGAGCAGAGGUUUGCUUGGUGUAUGGUCAUUGUCAGGCCAGUUAUGCUAGUGUUAAAUAGUCCAAGGUUAGCACAGUGUUAACAAAAAGGCACUGUGUUUGUGGGCAGGGUACUCCCUUGAUGUGCAUUGUUGGGGUUUUUUUUGCGUUUUUUCCCCUCAAAUACAGGUGAUUUUAUAGAACCCCAGACUCCCUACUCACCACCCUGCAGGUCCUGUACAUUUGGCGGGUAUGUCAAGAGUGAGAGACAAUGUUUUGCCCAGCAACCCCACGUCUGUGCCUUCUGAUCAUUUUUUUUUUUGAAUGUUUUGUACAUGUAGAGAUUUUGACUGAGAGAUUGGCGAUUUGACAAACAUACAGAGACUCACAGGUAUUUAACUAUUUUUUAAGUAAGACAAAAACAGAAACAUAUUUUUACCUCACAAUCAAAAAAUAAACAUUCCAACGUUGUCAUGGUCUACGAAUUGAGGAAAAAAAGAAAUUCAUGCAUUUCUUCUUGUAUUGUAAAUGUUAGACAAUUUCAUAUGCAUUAUAUAAAAGAAACUGCCAUAUCAAUUUUAAUGUAUAGAUUUUUGCAAAUACUACCCUAUGUAUGUAAGACGUAACUGUAUCGGUAGCGUAUAUAUAAUAUAUUUAUGCCCAAUAAAUGUUUUAAUUUUUUUCUGUCUUUAA